GUAAUGCAGGGAGAGGAAGCGGAAGGGUACGGAGCGGAAGAGGAAGUGCAGGGAUGGUGUGGUUGCGGGUGGGGGCCCUCAGCGGUUCCGCGGCUGUGGCGGCUGCGGCCUACGGGGCCCACGGGUUCCGCCGCAGCGACCGCGAUGAUUACCAGAAGGAGAUCUUCGAGACGGCGAAUCGCUACCACCUCCUGCACAGCCUGGUGCUGCUCAGCGUUCCCCGCUGCCGCCGGCCCGGAGUGGCCGGAGCGCUGCUGAGCGCGGGGAUGACGCUGUUCUGUGGGCCCUUCUAUUACUUCGCCCUCAGCGGGGAUCCGUCGCUGAACCGCGCGGCGCCCGUGGGCGGAACGCUGCUCAUCCUGGGCUGGGCCGCCAUGGCGCUGUGAGCGACGUCGCCCAUUUAAGACCGCGGCAUUUCCCCUUUAAGAACCGCGGUGCCGUUGCCCCUUUAAGACCCACGGCGUCGCCCCUUUUAGAACAGCCGCCUUUAAGACCGUGGCGUCGCCCUUUUAAGAACUGCGGCGUUGCCCCUUUAAGGCCCGGCCCCGCCGUUCCCAUUGGCUGAGCGCUCCGCCAAUCAGCGUGGAAAGCCCCGGUGGAGGCGGCAGCCAAUCGGAGCGCGGGGGCGUGGCUUCCUCGCGGCACGCUGGCGUCACCGCGCUGUUGCUGGGCGACAGCCAAUGAGGCGCGAGCGCUCGACCUUGUCCCCGCCCCCUCGCGGUGAUUGGCUGCGGGCGGCGGAUGGAGGGACGAUGAGGGGGAAGAGCGGCCUCUGAUUGGCUGCAGCCUCCCCCACCCCCCCGAAUGAAUCAGCCAAUAAACGAUCGAGUUUCGGCAGCGC
Numida meleagris (helmeted guineafowl) is the source of this 841-nucleotide messenger RNA. It is a transcript of the gene TMEM256, whose product is annotated as transmembrane protein 256. Bases 54 to 386 code for a protein of 110 amino acids. The record is from RefSeq and is a predicted model, not a curated record. The transcript is spliced from 4 exons. NCBI's taxonomy places the organism in Eukaryota, Metazoa, Chordata, Aves, Galliformes, Numididae.